This is a messenger RNA of Mizuhopecten yessoensis (Yesso scallop), 4030 nucleotides long. RefSeq names its product spermidine synthase-like. Gene Ontology annotation, cellular component: cytosol. The record is from RefSeq and is a predicted model, not a curated record. The transcript is spliced from 8 exons. Gene Ontology annotation, biological process: spermidine biosynthetic process. Bases 152 to 1048 code for a protein of 298 amino acids. Gene Ontology annotation, molecular function: spermidine synthase activity. NCBI's taxonomy places the organism in Eukaryota, Metazoa, Mollusca, Bivalvia, Pectinida, Pectinidae.
UUAUCAUCCAACAUUGUGUUAAAAACGUGGGUAGGAAGGAGGCGUGUGUUUCACAGCGAGGAUUUACAGGAACUACCGGUAAACUGCACGAAGCAAGUCUACGAGACGUAAUUGUCUUUUUCCUGAGUGACGUUGCUAAAUCUCUGUAAAGAUGGCAUGCAUUGACGGGAAAUGGUUUCGGGAGGAAAAUGACAUGUGGGCCGGGUAUUCACAGUCUUAUCAGAUCGAAGAAGUUUUGCACCACGCUAAAUCCAAAUAUCAAGAAAUCUUCGUAUUCAGGAGUAAAUCUUUCGGGAACGUGCUGGUUCUAGACGGUAUAGUACAGUGUACGGAGCGAGACGAAUUUGCCUACCAGGAAAUGAUUGCACACCUACCCCUCAACUGCCAUCCUAACCCGAAAAAGGUUCUGGUGGUCGGAGGGGGUGAUGGGGGCGUCGUUCGCGAAGUCCUCAAACAUGACGUACAAAGUGUUGUCCUGUGUGAGAUCGAUGAGCAAGUGGUUGAGGUGAGUAAGAAGUAUCUACCGGAGAUGUCCAAAUGCUUCGGAGACCCAAGACUGCACGUGUUUAUCGGGGACGGAGUGCAAUUCAUGAAACAGAAUAAGGGAGAAUUUGAUGUGAUCAUCACGGAUGCCCCGGACCCUGUAGGUGUGGCUAAAGGUUUAUUUGAAACAGACUAUUACAACAGUAUGAAGACAGCCCUGGCCCCCGGGGGUAUCGUCUGCUCACAAGGUGAAAGCUUUUACUUCGACUUAGAGUUUAUCCAGAAGUUUGUGACGAUGGCACGCACUGCUUUCCCCCGUGUAGGGUAUGCCUACACCCUUAUGCCAAGCUACACGGGCGGCCAUAUUGGAUUCGUCAUGUGCAGCACAAGUCCAGAUUUGGUGUUUGAGGAGCCGGUCAAGUGUUACACAGAUAAAGAGAUUUGUCAAAUGAGCCUCCAGUACUACAACACACCCAUACACCGGGCAGCGUUCGUCUUACCGCAGUUUGUUAAAAAGGCACUUGAACCAGCGCCAGACACUCCUAACGGUCAGACAGACACAUGAAGAAACUCGGUGGAAAAUGUUCUUUAUUUAUCGUUUUUAUUUGUUACCGUGUGAAAUUCCAUGAUAUCCAGAUUUUAUUUCAAGCAUAUCAGACAUAUAUCUCGUGUGAAUAGUGCUCACCAAUGGUCACAGUCCGUCUUUAACUUUAUGUUGCAUAAUUAUAAGAAGGGCAAGAAUUCUUAUAAGAUUCUUCUUGGUUAGGAGUGUACCUUCAUCUGAGAAGUUCUGUAACACAGAAUAAACUAUAAUUUGUCAGAAGCCCCCAGUUACAUAAACAUUCCUUAACUAUUUUUUUCGUAGGAAAACAUUAUUGGAGUUGAUAAAAAAUUGAGUAGCUGGAGGUCCUGUUUCAGCACUUUAAAUUUUUCGAUAUUGCUGAAUGCAUAUCACAAUUGUGUUGAUGUCAUCUUUCCCCCCACAAAUAUCAGUAAUGGACUGGUGACUGCGUCCCUGAAGUGUAUUUAAGAAAUGUGACGGGGACCACCAAGUUCAAACUGUUUUACAAUAAUACCAGUAGAGAAAUAGAUUUUAUACUAAAGUUUAUUAUAUAGCCACGAACGUAUGAUAUCCUUAAAUAUUAUAUAUGGUAUAUUUCCUGCUUUAUUAAAGGGAAACUACCACUAUGGAAUAUAUAUAUAAUUUAUGAAGCAUACUAAAACUGGUCAAUUAAGGCACUGAAACUGGUCACUUAAGGCACAAAAACUGGUCACUUAAGGCAUUGAACCUGGUCACUUAAGGCAAAAGGUCCUUCAUUUCAGAUGUACUUAUGGAAUAUCCAAAAUUAUUAAGAAUGUUCAUAAAAAAUCGCAAAGAAACAUUCGUAAAACUAGGGUCUGGUUGUGUCUCCCUGAUAUUUCACAAUUGAUUGUUAAUAUUAAUUCAAUGUGUUAAAUUUGUUGUUUUUUCGUUGUUUCCAUGUAGUCAAAACACUGUUACUAAGUAAGUAAAACUGACACAAAUAUCACAGUCAUGUCUAUAUAUAGCAGUAUACAAGUAUUGUUAACAUGUAGUCAAAACACUGUUACUAAUUAAAACUGACACAAAUAUCACCGUCAUGUCUAUAUAUAACAGUAUAUAAGUAUUGUUAACAUGUUGUCAAAAUACUGUUACUAAGUAAGUAAAACUGACACAAAUAUCACAGUCAUGUCUAUAUAUAACAGUAUACAAGUAUCGUUAACAUGUAGUCAAAAAACUGUUACUAAGUAAGUAAAACUGACACAAAUAUCACCGUCAUGUCUAUAUAUAGCAGUAUACAAGUAUUGUUAACAUGUAGUCAAAAUACUGUUACUAAGUAAGUAAAACUGACACAAAUAUCACCGUCAUGUCUAUAUAACAGUAUAUAAGUAUUGUUAACAUGUAGUCAAAACACUGUUACUAAGUAAGUAAAACUGACACAAAUAUCACCGUCAUGUCUAUAUAUAGCAGUAUACAAGUAUUGUUAACAUGUAGUCAAAAUACUGUUACUAAGUAAGUAAAACUGACACAAAUAUCACCGUCAUGUCUAUAUAACAGUAUAUAAGUAUUGUUAACAUGUAGUCAAAACACUGUUACUAAGUAAGUAAAACUGACACAAAUAUCACCGUCAUGUCUAUAUAUAGCAGUAUACAAGUAUUGUUAACAUGUAGUCAAAAUACUGUUACUAAGUAAGUAAAACUGACACAAAUAUCACCGUCAUGUCUAUAUAACAGUAUAUAAGUAUUGUUAACAUGUAGUCAAAACACUGUUACUAAGUAAGUAAAACUGACACAAAUAUCACCGUCAUGUCUAUAUAUAGCAGUAUACAAGUAUUGUUAACAUGUAGUCAAAAUACUGUUACUAAGUAAGUAAAACUGACACAAAUAUCACCGUCAUGUCUAUAUAACAGUAUAUAAGUAUUGUUAACAUGUAGUCAAAACACUGUUACUAAGUAAGUAAAACUGACACAAAUAUCACCGUCAUGUCUAUAUAUAGCAGUAUACAAGUAUUGUUAACAUGUAGUCAAAAUACUGUUACUAAGUAAGUAAAACUGACACAAAUAUCACCGUCAUGUCUAUAUAACAGUAUAUAAGUAUUGUUAACAUGUAGUCAAAACACUGUUACUAAGUAAGUAAAACUGACACAAAUAUCACCGUCAUGUCUAUAUAUAGCAGUAUACAAGUAUUGUUAACAUGUAGUCAAAAUACUGUUACUAAGUAAGUAAAACUGACACAAAUAUCACCGUCAUGUCUAUAUAACAGUAUAUAAGUAUUGUUAACAUGUAGUCAAAAUACUGUUACUAAGUAAGUAAAACUGACACAAAUAUCACCGUCAUGUCUAUAUAUAGCAGUAUACAAGUAUUGUUAACAUGUAGUCAAAAUACUGUUACUAAGUAAGUAAAACUGACACAAAUAUCACCGUCAUGUCUAUAUAACAGUAUAUAAAUAUUGUUAGCUUCAUGGAAUAUUAUCGUGAUCUGUUGUAAGGUUAUGAUGACUCCAGUUUACGAGAACAGUGAUUACUGAGUGAUUGUCAAUGUAUGUUAUCGCCACUUGUCAAACAUUCUGUUGCUUAUUCUAUAUAUCCAAGGACGAAAAACGAGCUCCAUGUAGUGGCCAUUAGCUACAUAUUUCAGGGUGUAGAUGGGCUGUAAAUAAUGUGCAUGCAAAGUUUAUUGUGGAACCAUCCUAGCGAUGGCUUGGCACGAUCCUUCAGAGAGAAAAAAUGAAUUCUAGAAAGUAUGUAGUGCUAUGACAGAAAAAAAGAGCUUUUAAGUUAUUCUUAGUUUAUUACUAAACUUUUGCUUCUUUUUAGAAUUUCGGAAACAAAACAAAAUUUAAUUGUUAUUGAUAUUACUGAAAAGGGUUUUAGUAUAAAAAUACAAUGCUUAAUAUUAAAAUCGGCUUCUAAAAACACAAACAAUACUUGGUAGUUGAUAUGAAAAUCAACGGUUUAUUUUAACAAUUAAAAUUUUGUAAAAUUUAUAAAAAAAAAAAACGCCACUUAAUUUUACUUGAUAUUAUUUAA